CAGAGACUGAUGGAGAGGCAGAAACGGAAGGCGGACAUCGAGAAGGGCCUGCAGUUCAUUCAGUCAACACUACCCCUAAAGCAAGAAGAAUAUGAGGCCUUUCUGCUCAAGCUGGUGCAGAACCUGUUUGCUGAGGGCAAUGACCUGUUCCGGGAGAAGGACUACAAGCAGGCCCUGGUGCAGUACAUGGAGGGGCUGAACGUGGCGGACUACGCCGCCUCUGACCAGGUGGCACUGCCUCGGGAGCUGCUGUGUAAGCUGCACGUCAACAGGGCCGCCUGCUACUUCACCAUGGGCCUGUUCGAGAAGGCGCUGGAGGACAGUGAGAGGGCACUGGACCUGGACGGGGAGAACAUCCGUGCGCUCUUCCGCAAGGCGCGGACGCUCAACGAGCUGGGCCGUCACAAGGAGGCGUAUGAGUGCAGCAGCCGCUGCUCCCUGGCCCUGCCCCACGAUGACAGUGUGACUCAGCUUGGUCAGGAGCUGGCUCAGAAGCUUGGGCUGCGAGUUCGGAAGGCGUAUAAGAGACCCCAGGAACUGGAAACCUUUUCUCUGCUGAGUAAUGGCACGGCGACUGGCGUGGCGGAUCAGGGAACGUCCAACGGACUGGGAUCCAUCGAUGACAUCGAGACAGACUGCUACAUAGACCUGCACAGCUCUCUGGCCCCCCUGCUCUCCACCCCCACAAUGCCUCUGUUCCCCCAUGUUCUGGACCUACUGGCCCCCCUGGACAGUAGCAGCAGGCCCCUCUCCAGCACUGAGAGCCUGGAUGACUUCUCCGACGGGGAUGUCUUUGGUCCAGAGCUGGACACCCUCCUGGACUCACUGUCUCUGGUCCAGGGUGGUCUGCCCGGCGGCCUGCACAGCGAGUUGCCCCAGCUGAUCCCUGUGUUUCCUGGUGGGACCCCCCUGCUGCCGCCUGUGGUGGGCAGCUCCGUCCCUGUCUCUAGCCCACUGCCCCCCGCCUCCUUUGGCCUCGUCAUGGACUCCUCCAAGAAGCUGGCCGCCUCCGUGCUGGAUGCCCUCGACCCCGCAGGCUCGGCUCUGGACACUCUGGACCUGCUGCCAUACUCGGAAACACGGCUGGACGCCCUGGACAGCUUCGGAGCGGCCCGCAGCUCCCUGGACAAGCCUGAUGCCUUCUCUGUGGAGGACACCAGCACACAGGACCCUCUGCCCCCAAGCGGCCCUCAGAAGCUAGCCCCCUCGCCAGAGCCCUCCAUGCCCAACACCGCCCUGCUCAUCAAGAACCCGUUGGCUGCCACCCAUGAGUUCAAGCAGGCAUGUCAGCUCUGCUACCCAAAGACAGGCCCCAGGGCAGGCGACUAUACCUACCGCGAGGGCCUUGAACACAAGUGCAAGCGCGACAUGCUGCUCGGCCGGCUGCGCAGCGCUGAGGACCAGACGUGGAAGCGCAUCCGGCCCCGGCCCACCAAGACCAGCUUUGUGGGCUCCUACUACCUGUGCAAAGACAUGAUUAACAAGCAGGACUGUAAGUACGGGGAUAACUGCACGUUCGCCUACCAUCAGGAGGAGAUCGACGUGUGGACCGAGGAGCGCAAGGGCACCCUCAACCGAGACCUGCUCUUCGACCCGCUGGGGGGCGUCAAGCGUGGCAGCCUCACCAUCGCCAAGCUCCUUAAGGAGCACCAGGGCAUUUUCACCUUCCUCUGCGAGAUCUGCUUUGACAGUAAACCCCGGAUCAUCAGCAAAGGCACCAAGGACUCGCCACCCGUCUGCUCUAACCUGGCCGCCAAGCACAGCUUCUACAACAACAAGUGCCUGGUGCACAUCGUCCGCUCCACCUCCCUCAAGUACUCCAAGAUCCGCCAGUUCCAGGAGCACUUCCAGUUUGACGUGUGCCGCCACGAGGUGCGCUACGGCUGCCUGCGGGAGGACAGCUGCCACUUUGCACACAGCUUCAUCGAGCUCAAGGUCUGGCUGCUGCAGCAGUACUCAGGCAUGACCCACGAAGAUAUCGUCCAAGAGUCCAAGAAAUACUGGCAGCAGAUGGAGGCCCAUGCCGGGAAGGCCAGCAGCAGCUUGGGUGCCCCGCGGACGCACGGGCCCAGCACCUUUGACCUGCAGAUGAAAUUCGUGUGUGGCCAGUGCUGGCGGAAUGGGCAGGUGGUGGAGCCCGACAAGGACCUCAAGUAUUGCAGCGCCAAGGCCCGGCACUGCUGGACCAAGGAGCGGCGGGUCCUGCUGGUGAUGUCCAAGGCCAAGAGGAAAUGGGUGUCCGUGCGACCACUGCCAUCUAUCCGCAACUUCCCACAGCAAUAUGACCUCUGCAUCCACGCGCAGAAUGGCCGCAAGUGUCAGUAUGUGGGCAACUGCUCCUUCGCGCACAGCCCUGAGGAGAGGGACAUGUGGACCUUCAUGAAGGAGAACAAGAUCCUGGACAUGCAGCAGACCUAUGACAUGUGGCUGAAGAAACAUAACCCUGGGAAGCCGGGGGAGGGGACCCCGAUCAGCUCCAGGGAAGGGGAGAAGCAGAUCCAGAUGCCCACAGACUACGCUGACAUCAUGAUGGGCUACCACUGCUGGCUCUGCGGCAAGAACAGCAACAGCAAGAAACAGUGGCAGCAGCACAUCCAGUCGGAGAAGCACAAGGAGAAAGUCUUUACCUCGGACAGCGACGCCAGCGGCUGGGCCUUCCGCUUCCCCAUGGGCGAGUUCCGGCUCUGUGACAGGCUGCAGAAGGGGAAGCCCUGCCCCGAUGGGGACAAGUGCCGCUGCGCCCAUGGCCAGGAGGAACUCACUGAGUGGCUGGACCGGCGCGAGGUGCUGAAGCAGAAGCUGGCCAAGGCCCGCAAGGACAUGCUGCUGUGUCCUCGAGAUGACGACUUCGGCAAGUACAACUUCCUGCUGCAGGAGGGUGGAGACACUGCCGCCCCCGAAGUCCCGGUAACCACCGUCGCUGCCGCCACUGUCGCUGCCAUCACCACCAUCGCCGCCACCACCACCACCACCGCCACAACCACCACCACAGUCACUACCGGGGAGUAG
Elephantulus edwardii (Cape elephant shrew) is the source of this 3009-nucleotide messenger RNA. It is a transcript of the gene ZC3H7B, whose product is annotated as zinc finger CCCH-type containing 7B. The transcript has 22 exons. The record is from RefSeq and is a predicted model, not a curated record. The coding region runs from base 10 to 3009 and encodes 999 amino acids. Gene Ontology annotation, molecular function: protein binding; metal ion binding; miRNA binding. Gene Ontology annotation, biological process: miRNA processing. Lineage: Eukaryota; Metazoa; Chordata; Mammalia; Macroscelidea; Macroscelididae.